This is a messenger RNA of Ochotona princeps (American pika), 1054 nucleotides long. It is a transcript of the gene MIMS1, whose product is annotated as family with sequence similarity 210 member A. Gene Ontology annotation, cellular component: mitochondrion. The record is from RefSeq and is a predicted model, not a curated record. Lineage: Eukaryota; Metazoa; Chordata; Mammalia; Lagomorpha; Ochotonidae. Bases 177 to 998 code for a protein of 273 amino acids. The transcript has 4 exons.
GGGCGCACGUUGCUGGUGGGCGCGGCGGGGCCGGGCGUCCGCGUGAGCCCCCGCGGCCUUGGCGCCGUGACCGCCGCGCUCGUCCGUGGCCCUCGGCAGCGGGGCCCGGGCCGUCGCGCCGGGAGGAGCUUCGUCCACGUCCGCAGAGACGCUGAUAUCUAUCGUCAUCCUUCAAAAUGCAAUGGAAUGUACCAAGGACUGUAUUUCGACUGGCACACAGGACGGGCCUGGAACCACAAAAAGCUGGCCUUUGGGGACACCGUCAAGACAUGAAAGGACCAUUCAUUUUGUUUCAUGCUAAAUCCAAGGUGGUUUUAGCACAAAGCCCUCAAAAACAGUGGCUGCACUUAGCUGCCGCCCAGUGUGUUACAAAACAGAGCAAAACCUUGGCUGCUCAUCCCCCCGGACCUGAGACGCUGCGCCCUAAGCCAUGGGAGCAAACUGCUGUGUCCCGGAGGGUGUUAUCAUCCAGGGCCACAGGCCACGGAGUUCCUUCAGACAAAAAGGAAGAGCCUGAUCCUUUACAAGACAAAUCUAUUAGUCUUUAUCAACGAUUUAAGAGAACAUUUAGGCAAUAUGGGAAAGUUUUGAUUCCAGUGCACCUAAUAACUUCUGGCGUUUGGUUUGGAACAUUUUAUUAUGCAGCCAUCAAAGGAGUGAAUGUCAUUCCUUUUCUAGAACUCAUUGGGUUACCUGACAGCAUAGUAAACAUCCUGAAAAAUUCCCAGAGUGGAAAUGCGCUGACAGCAUAUGCCAUGUUUAAGAUUGCGACACCUGCCCGGUACACCGUGACCUUGGGAGGAACGUCCUUCACCGUGAAGUACCUGCGCAGCCGAGGCUACAUGUCCACCCCGCCGCCCGUGAAGGAGUACCUGCAGGACCGCAUGGAGGAGACCAAAGAGCUGCUCUCUGAGAAGAUGGAGGAGACGAAGGACAGGCUCACCGAGAAGCUACAGGAAACCAAAGAGAAAGUUUCUUUCAAGAAGAAAGUGGAAUAGGGUGCCUUACACGACAGGAAACAGCUGCACUCCAGCCCUCUGAGCAUCGGGCAGAU